GGCGCCGUUGCCGGGGAAUUGAUUUAACUAAUCUAUUUUUCUUUCAUGACCAGGUCUGGACGCAAAGAUACUCUACUUUACGAUCCAGAAAUUGAGCGUACAACAAAACAAUUAAGAAAGCAAGCCAAUCCGAGGAACCAAGCCUCAAAGCCAUCCUCAUCAACAGCUACUGUCCAAACGGCACCUGUUGAAGCUACUGCUGUCCAAAAGACAGCCAUAAACACUGCUGCACAACACACUUUUGCUGAAGAAAAUUCUGCAGCACAUACUGUCAGAAAUCCAGAAAUUGCUACUGAAACACCUACUGUACCUGCUGUCCAAGCUGCAGAAAAUAAAGACAGCAACUGCUGUCAGAUUGCUGAAAUCAUUGCUGUCCGCAAGACAGCACCUGCCGAAGCACAGCUUGCAUCCCCUGCUGCUGUCCAAAAAUCAGCGCCUGCUGAAACACACACGGCUGAACUAGCCAAGCCUACUGCAGAAGGACAGCACUUGCUGAAUCUGUCCAAACAGAACCGGAGGUUGUUGUACCAACAAAACCAGCAACACACAUUGCUGAAACAGAAACAGCCACUGCAGAACCAGCCCUUGCAAACACUGUUGUACCUACUGCACAAGUCACUGCUGCAACCGGAUAAAACACUGUUGAACCAACUGCUGAAACUGUCACAGAACCAGCCAUUGAAUCUAUCGUUGUACCUGCUGAAUUUGUCACAAGAACCAGCUGCAGAACCUGCUGAAUUUACUGCACAGUCUGCUGCAGAGGUGACAAAUUGAUCCACAACUGAUAUACAAGCUGCCUGCACCAGAACCAGCUGCUGUCCUUGCUGAAUUUGAAGCAGAAAAUGUUAAGGUGAGAGCUCCAAUGGCACAAGAAAGGAUUCUUCGCGAACUAGCAACACCUGUGGGUGAUCAAGUACGAUGGUGCAUCACUUACCCACCUUUGACAGCCCCUUUUGAGCUUAAAACUGGAUUGAUUCACCAACUUUCGAAAUUCAGAGGUUUGGAAAAUGAAAAUCCAUACAAGCACCUAAAAGAAUUUCACAUUGUGUGCUCAACACUGAGGCCUCAAGGUAUUUCUGAAGAGCAUGUUAAAUUAAGAGUCCUUCCCUUUUCUCUUGAUGAUUUUGCCAAAGAUUGAUUGUUCUAUUUACCACCCGGAUCCAUCACUUCUUGGGAUGGGAUGGUGAGAGCCUUCUUGAGCGAAUACUUUCCAACCUCAAAAGUUAUUGGCAUCAAAAGUGAGAUCAGUUGGAUCAAGCAAAAAGAUUAUGAAGAGCUAUAUGAAUAUUGUGAAAGAUUCAAUCGAUUGUGCACAAGCUGCCCUCAACAUAAUAUCUCUGAUAAAUCCCUUGUUGAACAUUUCUAUGAAGGCUUGCUACCUUCAAAAAGGAGAUUAAUCAAUGUAGCAUGUGGAGGAUCAAUCGGGAACAAGACACCUCAGGCCAUAAGAGACAUAAUCUUCACCAUGGCAGGAUCCUCAAAACAAUAUGGAGAUCAAAGCAAACUGCCAAUGAGAAUUAAUGAGGUAAGUACAUCUUCCUUAGCCUCACAAAUUUCUGAUUUAACUUCUGUUGUUCGUAGUUUGUUUGUAGGUCAGACUCAACAAAUUCAUUAAGAACAGCAAGUCGAUGCCAAUGGAGGAUUUAAUAGACAACAGAGGUACAAUCCCUACUCUGACACCUACGAUCUAGAUUGGAGGGAGCACCCGAAUUUCAAUUAUGCUAAGGCAAAUCAAUAUCAAAAUCCAGCCCAAGCAACACCUCAAGAAUCUAGUGUGCCCCUUGAAGAGAUAAUAAAAUCUUUAGCAAAUACAACGCAAAACCUUCAAGAGCAAAUAAGUUAAAUGGCUAUUUCCGUGAGCAAGCUAGAAUCUCAAGGGAAAUUACCUUCUCAAAUAGAGAUUAAUCUAAAGCAAAAUGUUAGUGCCAUCACAUUGAGAAGUGGGAGAGAGCUUCAAAAUGACCAAGCUGAAGAAUGGACUGCACAAUUGCAUGAACAGGAUGCUAAAGAAAAUAUGCCAGAAAGUGAACCAGAAAAUUUGUUUGCCCAAACAACAGGCCAAAUAGACAGGCAGACUGCACAGCAAGGCGGAAACUGUUUGCCUAAAUAGACAGGUAACACAAACAGAAAGCUGUCUGCCCAAACAAACUGCAGAGGGAAAACAGCCAGACAGUAGUUUGCCCAAACUAGUUCAACAGGCAGCCCAAACUGCAGAACAAGGCAGAAUUCAAUUGGCCAAGAAUCAGUACCAGAUUGCAGCCACUUAUGGAGAAAUAUGAAAAGAAGUUUGAAGUGCUGCCCAAUCACCUCAAAAAUGCAAACAUAAGGGCUAGAGGCACACCUCACUUGAAAGAGGAGAAACUAAUCAUGUUACUUUAUGAGUACAUAAAAGAAAUAGGAUGAGUUAUGACCAAAACAAAAGGUGUGGUGCAUUUAUUACUUAAUUCAGUCGGGACCCUUUUUCCUCCCCCAAUUACUUGAGCCUUUAUCAAGUCAAGAAAGUCCAGCCCGCGACUUUAAACCAGGGCGCUACUGGGAGGCAACCCAAUGGAGACAUGCCCAAUCAAGGAAGACUUCCCAGAAGAAUAUCUGUUCACCUCUCAGCUAGCUUAGUAAUUAAUUUCAUGUUAAAAAAAAAAAAAACACAGAGAUAUGUAACUGUUUGCCCAAACAGCAUGGGCAAACAGGCCAGAGAUACAGAAACUAGAUGAGUUAACCCACUUCCAGGUUUCAGCUGUUUUGCAGGUAAAAGCUGGAUGGCCAAACUGUUUGCCCAAACACACUGGGCAAACAGCAGAGACAAAACAGAACAACCCUCGGCGGACGGACAGCGCGCAGCACACCGGUUCGACCAGCCUGUUUGCCCGUUCAACUAGGCAAACACCAGGCCCGUGCGGGAUAAGACUUCCAGACCGCACCACAGAUCACUGUUCGACCAAGUUGUUUGCCCACACAGAUUGGGCAAACAACCAAGGCAAAGAAAAUCAACAAGAGGAAAAUAAACAGGGCAGUACUUUUUCCAUUUGAACUCAGUGUUUUAUUCUUUCCUCUACACUUCAACACUUCUUCUCCUUCUCAAAACUUCUCUCUCGCACAAGCUCAGAGCGACAAGAUUAUUGUUGCACAAGGGGCAGCAUAUCAGCAAAGCAGCCCAGCGCGCAGCAGGCAUAUCAGUAGGCCUACCAGCUAACAGCAGUCCACCGUUCAGCACCUGCUGCCACCUGCAUGCAAAAACAGCUAGUCUAAGCCAGCUGUUUGCUCAAACAGCCUGGGCAAACAACCACACCAGGGGAGUAAUCCGUUUUUCACUUAAGCUUUAAUUUUUCCAUACAUUGAGGACAAUGCAUGAUUUAGGUGUGGGGGUGCAUGUAUCUGAAUUUUGAUGCUUCAUGCAUUCUUUUUUAUUUCUUUUAGGUCCAUUUAGGUUUUAAUUUUUAAU
Manihot esculenta (cassava) is the source of this 3439-nucleotide messenger RNA. RefSeq lists its product as uncharacterized. The record is from RefSeq and is a predicted model, not a curated record. The coding region runs from base 46 to 774 and encodes 242 amino acids. NCBI's taxonomy places the organism in Eukaryota, Viridiplantae, Streptophyta, Magnoliopsida, Malpighiales, Euphorbiaceae. The transcript has 2 exons.